AUGGAUAAUGUUCAGCUCGAUCCUACCUUGUCUGCCUCCUUCAUUGGUCUCAUCAUGGCCGUCUCUGGAUUGGGAGAAGCCGUUGCAGCACCGAUUUUCGGGUUGGUUUUCCUUUUCUUGAUGUCAGCGAUCGAUCAGUCAAUCAACCAAUCAAGUUACUGGACGAAUUGCACGGGAAUGAUCAUCCCUCCGUUGAUCGCUUCGGUUGGGAUGUCCAUUGUGGGAAAUGUGAUAUACAUGUGUUUGAAUGAAGUGCCAGUAGGCUUCAGGACCUAUGGACUUUUGCUUUCACGAUUUCUGAACGGCGCCGGGAGCGGAAACCGUGGUACAUACUUCGCGUAUAUCGCGGCGGCGAGUGACCCGAGCGACAGAGCGCGGUCGAUGGCUCUCUCUGGUGGUGGCGCCUUAAUCGGGCUAAAUGUCGGUCCAGCCGCUCAAAUGCUCUUCACAUGGAUCGGCGGCGAAGGGGUGAAUAUUGGAUUUAUGAGAGUUUCCAUGUACACAGCACCAGCCAUACUUGCCAUAGCGAUCAACAUUGCAUGUAUCGUCUUCCUUGUUUGCUGUUUGGAUGACGGUUUGGAUCGCUACAAUGGUCCCGACUCGGACAACGUUUCCACGUACAGUAUCGCAGCCGCCAGCGACUCUGACCUUGAGAGAAAUGCAGUAAAGACGGUACGAAUGGAUGUGCUCGCGGUAGUUGUCUGCAUGUGGACAAGAGCUGCUCGAAUGCUGAUCACAGCCAAUGUAGAGAGCAUUGGUUCACCUUUCUCAGAGGUGAUGUUUGGCCUGGACGAUGAACAAGUUCUGAACUACAAUUCAAUGAUGCAAGGAGCAGUCGGAAUGCUCACCACUGUGAUGUUCUUCGUUUACGCCUUCACUGACUAUUCAAAAUGGGUUUCCGAACGCCUGAACUGCCUGGGAGCGAUGAUAGCCUUGUUGGUCUUCCAUUUGCUGACAUUCUCGUGGCCAUUCCUCAGCGGUGAAAUGCCCGGAUGCGCAAAGUACGUCUCUGGAAAUGGUAGCACCCAUGGAUGGGAUUGGUGCGAGAGCCUGCAACCGAUCAAUUUCUGGGUCUACUACGUCGGCUACGCCCUCAUCUUCGGAAUAGGCCUUCCGUGUCUGAACAAUUCCCUCCAGUCGCUCUACAGUCAGAUUCUUGGCAAGGGCAGACAGGGAACCAUGCAAGGAAUCAAUCAGGCAGCCGGCUGCGUGUCGCGCAUUUUGGGCCCCCUCCUUAUGUCAACAACCUUCUCAUCAUUCGGACCACGUGCUACGUGGCUUAUCGAAAUUGGCCUGAUCUCUAUCUGUCUUGUUAUCUGGUGUACUGUCUAUCGUAGACUGAAACCAGCUGGAGCAGUAGAAAUCAAAGAACGAAAAAUCACUCUUGACCGAGGUGACCGUAAGAUCUCCAGAAGUGAUAGUAUGAGUACUAAUAUCUCAGUGAUUAGUGAUCCAUCGAAGGUGUGUGUCACGCCAUAA
Molecule: messenger RNA, 1479 nt
Organism: Cooperia oncophora
Lineage: Eukaryota; Metazoa; Nematoda; Chromadorea; Rhabditida; Trichostrongylidae
Source: the annotation of a GenBank genome assembly